AUGCUCACCAGAGGAGAUGUCGGAGCGAUUCCAGAUGCUUCGUUAGCGUUAAAGGCCCUCACAGCGUUCCUCCAGCAAAAGAACUCGGGAACAGCCAGAAGGGAGGCUUUAGACAUCAUCGUGGAUUCCUGGGAGGACGAGCUGUGGCCCUGGAUAGAGUGUAUCCGGAGGCGUGCGUUGAACGUCAAGACGCCUCUCGUUGGCUUUCCAGACGACGCCCGCAGAGAAUACAUGGACAACAUCGUCGAAGCACUGUACUACUACCGUUUCUACGAACCUCUGUUCAAGAAAGUCAAAGACACGGACGGACUGGCACCGCUGCUGAUAUCCCUUUGGUACUUGGAGGCUGUUGACCCGGAGCUGGAUCCAUAUGCCCUCGUCGAUAAUCCUCCAGACUACGAGAACGAUCUCGACAUGCGAUUUCCUCCCGAUUUCCUCUCCUCAUCUCUUUUACAGAACUACCUCUUGUUUUACACUGUUGAGAUCGACCCUCUGUGGGCCCCUGAUUUCCUUAAGGUCUGCGAUGGUGAUCCCCUCAGGGUGGGAGAAGUAACCAUGAUCCACUUGAGAAGAAGUAUUAAAUACCUACCUGAAGGGUCAGAAUACCUCAAACGACUCUACGACGACAUCCACGUCCUCGGUGUCCUCUCCGACUACGACCCGUUCGAGAACGCGCUUGUAGCACACAAUGGGCCAAUAUGGGCGACGAAGGCGUUGAUAGAGGUCGUGAAACUCGAGAUGCCGAAGAAAUUUGACGAAGUGCAAGCUAUACACCGAUGUGUCAUGUGUAUCAUAUUCUACCUCCAUCCCAGCCUCGAUGGGACUGAUGGUAUCCUGUGGACCAUGCGCGCAGUCGAAGCCGGCCUUAUCCCUGCCCUCCUUCGCUGCGACCGCUUCAUGGAAGGUAUCGGCGAAUCCGAAGCACCUCUCAUGUUAUUCCAGAAGCACCUCCCGAAAGAGCUGAUAUUUGUCACGGUGGCGAGGGCCCUCGCGUCUUCAUUCAAAGUGCACGCGAGCGAGAUUUCAAUGCUUGAAGGAAAGAUGAACAAGAGAGCGUCUCUUUGGCGUGGGUGGAUCGAGUUCAAGGAAGUAGCGAAGGAACGACUCUCCCUGUUUGGAUCGAUCGUGAACAGCGCUGCUGCCUGUUCUAACAAGAAGUGCUCGAAGAAGAAUACGACGCUGACCUUCAAACCAUGCGAGGGAUGCUACGUCCUGUCUUACUGUUCCGACGCGUGCCAGAAAAUAUCCUGGGAGGACGGGCAUAAAAGCCACUGCCAGUGCAAACAAUGGGAACAGCGUCGACUGAACGGCCAGAGUGCGCCAUUCCCCGACUCCCAUAUAAAGCACUCCAUCAAGGUCUUCAACCACGACCGGCGCACGCGUGCCGACCUCAUCCUCUCCUCUUGGAAACGCGACCUCGCGAGAAACACAUCUCCUUCACCAGGCCGUCCCGUCCUCGUGCUCGACUACAACACCUACCCGCCACAGCUCUCCACGGGCUUCACUAGCACGUACAAGCCAAAGGAUUACGAUCAGCUCGAGGCGACGCGCAAAUGGUGGGACGAGCUCGUGGCGAUCAAGGCUUCCAGCUUCAACAAGGAGCUAGCGGAGGACUUCGAGGAUUUUGGGCUCGCCGUCGCAGGAUUUCAUGUCAGCGAGCCUGAGGUACAGUAUAUCACGGACUUCAUGGUGCCCAAGAAAGAGGACAGGGAGUCACAAGCGCCGUUAAUCGAGAAGCUGGCGAAGGUGCUCGAGGCCUGA
This is a messenger RNA of Cyclocybe aegerita, 1761 nucleotides long. Lineage: Eukaryota; Fungi; Basidiomycota; Agaricomycetes; Agaricales; Hemipholiotaceae. The record is from the annotation of a GenBank genome assembly.